Messenger RNA from Alternaria postmessia, 672 nucleotides. RefSeq lists its product as uncharacterized. The record is from RefSeq and is a predicted model, not a curated record. Bases 1 to 672 code for a protein of 223 amino acids. Lineage: Eukaryota; Fungi; Ascomycota; Dothideomycetes; Pleosporales; Pleosporaceae. The transcript has 4 exons.
AUGGCAUCUCCAAGCUCAUCCAGCCCUGUGGAUAGAACUGCUCUAGUUCUCAUCGACGUUUACAAUGAAUUUCUUCACCCUGAGGGAAAGAUCAACCCUUUUGUCAGCGAAUCCAUGGCCAAGACGAACACUUUGGACCAUUUACAAGAGGUCGUCAAAGCAGCUCGCAAGGCCGGCAUACCGAUCUACUAUUCUUUGCAUCAGCAAUGGAAGGAAGGUAACUACCAGGGAUGGCUCCACAUGAACCCAACAACAUCUGGAGUGAGCCAGCAUAGGCUGCUCCAGGAAGGGAGUUGGGGAGCCGAGAUCUAUCCCGGACUAGAGCCAGACGUCGGAAAUAAAGACGUUGUAGUCAGUAAACACUGGAAUAGUAGUGGAUUUGCGAAUACCGACCUCGACUACCAGCUACACCAACGUGAAAUUACCCAUUUAGUAAUGGCAGGAAUGAUUGCAAGUACAUGCCUUGAAUCCACCGCAAGGUAUGGAAGAGAACUUGGAUACCAUGUGACGAUACUGUCUGACGCCACGGCUGGUCAUUCGCCUGCCCACCACGAUGCAGGAAAGAACCUGAUCUGGCCGCUUAUAGUAGAUGAAGUGAAGACAGUUAGCCAGUGGGCUGAAAGUCUUGAAGAGGAUGCGAAGAAAGAUAAUCGAGUCAAGUCCGGCUUGUAA